Messenger RNA from Larimichthys crocea (large yellow croaker), 2826 nucleotides. Its product is annotated as TBC1 domain family member 24. The record is from RefSeq and is a predicted model, not a curated record. The transcript has 11 exons. The coding region runs from base 34 to 2265 and encodes 743 amino acids. Lineage: Eukaryota; Metazoa; Chordata; Actinopteri; Sciaenidae.
ACUCGCACUUCUUUGAAGACUUGAAGACUCGAGAUGAUUCAUAUUUCAAGAACGCCGGAGUUCUCCAACUGUGGAAACAUGAACACCAUCUCGAUGUGCACCUCGUCUGAGCAGGACAUGGGCUCGGUGGCUGGAGGAAGAAGCAGGCAAAGGUCUCACUCUUAUUAUAGUACAGAGGACUGCAAGAACUACGGUGUGCAGACGCAGACAGAGCAGACCUACCUGAGACCUCGCUCCAGGUCCUUUUACAGUUACGAGACGUCAGAGCUUCAUUCUGACUAUGAUGUUGGAAACUCUAUGAGGUCCAGUCCACUGGGCCCGAGGGCCGGCUCCGUGAUCCAGUCCCAAGUGAACAAAAAGAGAGAAGGGGAUGGUGUUCGAGUCUCCUCCAAGUCCAAACCAAACAAGCACUCCUCAUCUAGAGAACUUAACGGCAGUAAAGGCAACCUGAAGCCGGUCUCCAUGAUGACCAUCUCUGAGUCGGACGACUGGGAGAUCUGCUCCAGCUCGGGGAUGAAGUACGGACAGUUUGUCGACUGGGAGAAAAUAGACCCCGAAGCUGCAGAGAGAUACCAGCGGAUCCUGAAGAGCGACCACCAGCAGCUGAAAACAAUGGGCCGAGGAGGAUUCUGGGCCAUGCCGCACACGCUCAGGGCCAAAGCCUACUACCACAUCAUCCACGGCAUCAACUCCAGUGGAUCCGUCUAUCCAGACAGAGAUGUCUACUAUGAGCUGUCCAAGGAGCUCUUUGGAGAGCAGAAAAUCAGCACCCACCCAGUCCCAGAGUACAUGGAGGCAGGAGAAAUACCCAGAUACUGUCUCAACAAAGUCGGCAUGAACUCUGUCAAAAAGAUCCUCCUUUGCCUCGGCAAAUACUUCCCAGACAUGAACUUCUGCCCCAUACUGCCCGAGUUGGUUUCCCUCAUCCUCCACUUCAGCGAGGACGAAGCCGAGUGUUUCCACAGCGUGUCCCGACUAAUCUGCUACAACGACGCCAACAAGCGCUACAUCGACGAAACCUUCCUCACCUACCGCGCUUCCUGUAUGACCUUCGGAGACCUCGCGAACAGAUGUUGCAAAGGGAUCCGGAAGCUGAUCGCCAGCUCUCACCAGAACCUCUUUGAGUUUUACUCUGAUUGGAUCAUGUGGAUAUUUGCGGACCUUCCCUUCACGUAUGCCAUCAGAGUGCUCGAUGUCUACCUAUUGGAAGGCUACAAGGUCCUCUACAGGGUGGCGCUGGCUUUGCUCAGCCUGUACAAAGUGUCCGUAUCAUCCAGAGUGGCGGACGUGGAGGACUUCAGGACGGAUAUGAAGAGUUUCGUGCAGAGCAUAGCACGCCACUGCACGGCUGAGAAGCUUCUGGAGAAGGCCUUCAAGAUUCCCAUGGCCAUGCGGAGGGAACUCAACCUCCUGUUCAACGCCAAUAAGGACUCCCUCAUGCAAAAAGGGGUCAGCAUACACCAGAAGAGGCAGGUGGUUGAGACGGUGGACUUUAACAACUUCACGUCCAAUGUUGUGACGGCGACCGGGAUGAGAGUCAUCUGGGCCUGGAUACCUGAGCGAUUUGCCCUUUUCAGCCCCAUCAGGCUGUUUAAUACGGGCGAACACGGAAGAAGUCUCGCUUCAUUCUACUCACAUGUGGAGGGACACGAGCCGGUGGUUCUGAUUAUCAAAACUGUGGAUGAAGAGGUCUUUGGCGCCUUCCUGUCAACAGAUCUGAUAGAAAGACGAAAGCAUGACUCGGAUGGGCUCACGUAUUUUGGAACUGGAGAGUGUUUUGUGUUCACGCUCCGUCCCAACAUGGAGCGUUACCAGCAGGCUAUGGUCAACAUCAUGACCAGGAGAGCUUCCCCUCAGCUUCCUCGAGCGAACAACGCUCCCUCAUGUGAGAUAUCCAGUCGGAGCUGCUGCCCCAUCACCUCCACCACGACUCUGACCUGUCCUGCCGGGACGCCCCAAGACCCCAGCUACCUGACGAUCCCCUUCACUGCCCCGUCAGAGGAACCCAUGACAGCCAAAGAGCCGAAGAGAGCCAAGGAGCAAGAAGCCUCCAUGUUCAUAGCAGGCAGCGACAGUCAGCUCAUCAUCGGUGGUGACGGCGGCCAUGCGCUCCGCCUACAGGAAGACCUGGAGGGAGGAUGCUCGGAGCCUUGUGACACAUUUAAGAGCAUCCCACUGUGCAAGAGACAUUUCAAGGUUCAGGCAUUGGAAGUGUGGGGCAUCCAGAACUCCAUCUCCCUUUCUCCCAGUUUCCCCACUCAGUAGAAUAACAGCAGGGUCACUCUGUGCUGUGUUGUGUACAUUGUGAAGCAGCUGAGUGAGUUUCACUGACAUGUCCACACGUUAGGUUGAUCUGUAUAGCCUCACUGUGACGUGUGGGCCCCGCCUCAUGGAAACAUGCAGCAUGCAGUGUGAGGGCCCUGACAGACCUUUUGUAGAGUCUUAGUUUGUCUGGUCUGGGCUGUAGAGACAUGGCGUUUCACGAUGGCGGACUCCGUGGAAGAGGACCUGCGCAGUCCGUAGUUAUGAAAGUCACAAAAACAUAAAGGUCAAAUUCCACCGGGCACAGAUGUGAUGCUUUCUAAUCGCAGCCCCGUAGUUUGAAACCAGAAGCUCCAUGGUCAGCACCACAGGCCGUGACGUGACAGAGACAGUGUUAUUUUUAGGUUAUUAAACACUAAUGAAAACAGAGUUAUGAAGAUUAUAUUCUGCAGAUCUGACCCACUGGACCUUUAAACGGUGAAUCUGAAUCUGCAGGGCUGCUUGUAAAUACCUCUUCUGCAUUGUUUUUACAGUUUAGCUGCAUUUGAUACACAAUGAAACUAU